Photinus pyralis (common eastern firefly) is the source of this 4481-nucleotide messenger RNA. RefSeq names its product ubiquitin conjugation factor E4 B (gene Ube4B). Lineage: Eukaryota; Metazoa; Arthropoda; Insecta; Coleoptera; Lampyridae. The transcript has 10 exons. Gene Ontology annotation, molecular function: ubiquitin-ubiquitin ligase activity. Gene Ontology annotation, biological process: protein polyubiquitination. The coding region runs from base 543 to 3995 and encodes 1150 amino acids. The record is from RefSeq and is a predicted model, not a curated record. Gene Ontology annotation, cellular component: ubiquitin ligase complex; cytoplasm; nucleus.
UGCAAGAAUUCUCUGUUGUAUUGUGAUGAAAGUAUGGGUAUGAAUUUAUAGCUUGUAUUGACGGAGAAGUUAAUUAUUAAUUAAUGAAUCAAUAAACGUGUUAUUAUGGAUUAAAAUAUAAUUAUGAAAACGCGCAGUGCAGAUUGAUGACUGUAUUGGAAAGUUUGCGAUUCUAUUUUCGCAAAUCAUCUUAUAUUUAUGUUUUUGCCAAAAAUAUACACACGUUUUCAGAAAAAGCAUUUGACGGUCAAGUUCGAAAUUUAUUUUUCGAACGAAAAACGAAGAAGGCCAGUGGAAAUGCGCGCGCAUUGUUUUGCGUCCUUCGUAAGGGAGACAGCGACACCGUGAUUAUUGAGUUGAACAGGGACGGCGCUAACUUCAAAAUACGUUCGGUAGACACAUUAGACUGUGAAAAGACAAACGUAGAAGCAGUGUUGCACUUUUGCGUCUAAUAUCAAUAUCAUAAUUACUCAGCUGUUGUAGCGUAUUUAUGUGUAGCAUUUUGUGAAAUUCGCCCGUCUAAAUCAAAAGUGCAUGUCAGCAUGAGCGAAUUAACCCAAGAGGAGAUACGAAGACGACGGUUGGCCAGAUUGGCCGCCCUCGAGAACAAUUCGCCCUCCAACUCGACAUCACCACCGACGACACCGAUAUCUCAAUCGCCUCUUAAUAGCAUAAGGAUCCAGAGUCCCUCGCCGUCUGCCGACGAAAAGCCAAACAAAGACAUCAAUGAGGAUGUCGAAAGCGGCGAAGGCAGAUUUCAGAUACCCACAAAACCGAUCGACAUGCCUUCUAGUUCGACCGCCAGAGAUUAUCGGCGGAAUCCGCCGCAAAGAAGCGACUCGGAGACCAGUUCAACUCAUAUGGAGGUGGACGAGGCAGGCGGUUGUGUCGAUAAGACUGCUAAUACGGAUAUUGAUUCCGGAAUUGAAAACAUGGAGGUAGAAGAAUCUGACACCAAAAAAGACUUAUCGAGACAGCGAACAAUAUCCUCCUCGGAAAUGUCGGACGACCAACUACACGCGGUAAUUAGUCGCGUCUUAAAUGUAGCGUACAAAGAAAAUUCCGAUGAAAGCUUAUACCUACCCCACACUGCCGAAGUCUUAAGUGACAGUAUUUUAAGUACAACUGACCUAAUUUCACAAUGUUUAGUUGAGAUACUAUUCCACAUCGCUGGCGGUAACAACCCUUUUAAAAAACUAGUACAAAACGCCGACCAAGGCGAUUCGAGUAGCGUCAAUUCUUUCUCUACGAGUCCCGCUCAAAACGCAAGUCCAUCGAAUAGUCCAAUCUUCAACUGCCCAACUCCACCCCUGCCGUUACUCGACGAAAUUUGCAAUGGCGAAACGACACCGCAGUCGGUUGCCUUGAAUUACUUAAUGAACUGUUAUAUUCGCGUAUCCGUCGAAGAACGCAACCAUCCGAAAAAGUCGAGCGUGCCACCGUUCUCCGAACUGUUAGCCGAUCUACGAUCGCAAAUCGUACAUCACACCGCCUUAAUCCUACAAGGUCACAUCAUCCCCGUCGAAAAACAAGCGAAAUCCUCCCUUCUGGAUCCUCUUCUAAAACAAACACUUCCGCGCGGCUUCAUUUCGGAACUAGUUCUACGAACUUAUACCACAUCGAACACAUUCUCUAGAAUUUUUAGCCCGCUAUUACAAGAUCUCUUCAAUUUAAUGGAAUACGCCAGCAUUGUCGGCAACGAACAUCGACAGCCUAUCCAGAUUUUAAGCGAACUCGUCGAGAUCCGCUGCGGCCCGACCGGCAACAUAAGGCCGUUAUGCCGGCUAAUAACGGAGCAGGCCCAGUUUCUGCCGAAGACCACGACCCAAUCGCCGGGGCGCGAACUGACGAGGACCUCGUUUCUGGGCCCGUUCUUGUCGGUCUCCGUGUUUGCCGACGACGAACCGAAAGUCGCCGAGAAGUUCUUUUCGGGGAACACAUCCAGCGACAAAACGUUAAAUCACACGUUGCAGCACGUGCUGGAGCACGCCAGGGUCGUAAUGCACAAAUUGUGCCACGAUAUACUGGCCAAUUCGACUAGUCGCGACUCCAUGUUGACGUAUCUAAGCACGCUGUUGAAGCAAAACGAGAAGCGCGCCCAAAUUCAGGCGGCAAGCAGGACAUUGGCGGGUGAUGGGUUCAUGCUGAACCUCUUGAGUAUACUGCAGAUGUUGGCGGUGAAAGUGAAAUUGGACAAAAUCGACUUUUACUAUCCGUUCCAUCCCAAUUCCGUCAUAGACAUUAAAAAUCAAACUCGACUCAAGUUCACUUCGCAAGAGGUCACCGAUUGGAUUGAGGGUUUAGAAAAAACACAUUCGUGGGCGGAGGCGAAGUUUCCCACCCAGUGCUGGUUCCUAACUUUACAUUGCCAUCAUCUCGCUUUGAUACCGACAUUGCACAAGUACCAACGAAGAUUGCGUGCAAUACGCGAUAUUCAGAAGCUGCUGGACGAGACGAUAGCGGGCGAGAUACAGUGGCGAGACACGCCGUUUGCGCAUCGAAACCGUUUGUUUAUUCGCAGGUGGAAGCAUCAAAUUCGGAAGCUCAAUAAGUCUAAAGCUUGCGCAGACGCGGGAUUGUUAGACGACAAUCUUAUUAGACGUUCGCUCAUCUUUUACACGUCGGUCGCCGAGUUCCUACUGUGCUUGAUGUGUAACGUAUCGCCAGGCGAUCCCAGACCCGCUUUACCUCUUACCGCGACCGUACCGCCGGGUUUCGCCGCGCUGCCCGAAUGGUACGUGGAAGACAUAGCCGAAUUUUUGCUAUUCGCCUUGCAGUAUUGCCCGAUGAUUAUCGCAGACAACAUGGAGGAUUCGUUAAUAACAUGGAUACUGAUAACGAUAUGCUCCUCCAAUAGCAUUAAAAAUCCCUACUUAGUGGCCAAAAUAAUUGAAGUUGUUUUCGUAAUUAAUCCGAAUAUACAACCUCGAACUGAAUUGUUGUAUUCUCGUUUUAUGUCUCAUGAUAUAUCUCAGACUGCUUUACCGAGUUGUUUAAUGAAAUUUUAUACUGACGUCGAAACCACAGGGUCUAGCUCGGAAUUUUACGACAAAUUUUCUAUUCGCUAUCAUAUCAGCUUAAUUAUUAAAGGAAUGUGGAAUUCGCCCAUACAUCGAGAGUCUUUAAUAAAAGAAUCGAGAAGUGGCACACAAUUUGUUAAGUUUAUCAAUAUGCUAAUGAACGACACAACCUUCUUAUUGGACGAAUCGUUGGAGAGUUUGAAGAGAAUUCACGAAGUACAAGAGUUGAUCACUGACGAAGUCAAUUGGGCGAAAUUGACGCCUGAGCAGCAACAGAAUCGCAUGCGCCAACUGAGCGCCGACGAAAGGCAAUGUCGUUCUUAUCUUACCUUAGCAAAAGAGACUGUCGAUAUGUUCCAUUACUUAACUGUAGAUAUUAAGGAGCCUUUCUUGAGGCCCGAGUUAGUCGAUAGGUUAGCUUCUAUGCUCAAUUUUAAUUUGCAACAGCUGUGCGGUCCCAAAUGUAAAAAUUUAAAAGUCCGCAAUCCGGAUAAGUACGGUUGGGAGCCUAGACGAUUACUAAGUCAACUCGUCGACAUCUACUUGCAUCUUAACUGUGAUCAAUUCGCCGCCGCGGUUGCCAGCGAUGAGCGGUCUUUCCGUAAGGAAUUGUUUGACGAUGCGGUGGUUCGAUUGGAACGUUCGCUAAUAAAAACGCCCUCGGAAAUUUACGAGUUUAAGGCGUUCUCGGCCAAGGCGACUCAGAUUCGCGUCGAUAAUCAGAAGUCCGAGGACUGGAUGGCGGACGCGCCCGACGAAUUCAAGGAUCCCCUCAUGGACACUUUGAUGACGGAUCCGGUGCUGUUGCCGAGCGGGCAGGUCAUGGAUAGGGCGGUCAUUAUGAGACAUUUGUUGAAUAGCAGUACGGAUCCGUUUAAUCGGCAGCCAUUAACUGAGGACAUGUUACAGCCAGUGAACGACUUAAAGGAAAGGAUCAAGAUAUGGAAACUGGAACGUUCCCGUUCAAACCAUUAAAUUUUGUGAUUUGAUUACGACCCCCUCUGUACAUAACUGUUAUAAUAAUUGUUUUAUAGAACACGAUUUCAUUUCUGAUGUUCUGACGGGUCGUACUCGAACCGUAUGGUCGAUCUCACUUGUAAAUAUCCGAAUUUGCAUUUUUAAUUUAUACAAAAGCUAUUCUGGCAGAUGUUUUUCACGCGCGCGCAGAGAAACGUUUUGUUUAGUUGAUAAAUUGUUAAAAUAAGUGCCACCGUGCGGGUGGCCUGGGAGGCGUAUCCUUGAAAAUUUACAACGGAGAAAGUUCUAGUUCAAUCUUGUUAUCACUUACGCUUUUCGGUUUGAAAGUGGUAUCGUUACGUUACGAUAAGCAUUAAUUAUUUGAAAGUUUUAUGUACAGUAUGUUAGAACUAAUUGAACAAAAUGAAUUUGUGAUUAGGAUAAUCUUUUUAUAUGAAAUGAUAUCAUGUUUUAAGUGGUGGUAAUAAAUUACAAUUUGUAGUA